UACCCACCGAUCCUCAGACUGUACUAUAUACACACAGAUCUUGGGCUCGACCUCGCUCAAGACGAUCUGUUCCUGAAAACUCACGCUCAAAACGUGCCUUGCCCAUUACUUGUCUUAUCGUGCUGCGCUUCGGAUCCGAUGAUCUCCGCUGCUACGGAGAGACUCAAAGAGACAUGGUCAAAACACGGUGGGACGAUUGAAGAUUCCUCCGCAGCUGUGCGCAGCAACACGCUCUAAUAGGCCUCUUUCAUUCAUCGAGUCGGGUUCUAGAUAAGUACAACACCCAUGCAGGUUCUGCGAUCCACAGUGCCCCCGUCUCCUCCCAGCCAUGCACUUGGCGAUUGCCCUUAGCUUCCGUUUCCUUGCCCUUGGUGCAGUUCUCGGGGCAUACGUUCCUGAUCAGCUACCUCUGAUCACGGAAUUCCGGACUGGGAAUAUUCAGUCACUGCCCUGGAAUGUGCGGUUGAGCGAAGAUGCCACCGGGAAUCUUGUAUUCCAAUCUCUGGCUUCUCUGAUGCAGAUGCGACCCAAUGCCAGAUACCCUUACGGCCACUCCAUCGUCCGCGCACACAUUCCACCGGGCACAGUUCUGUACCAUGGCCGUGGAAGCGACGCUUUCCCGGAAGCAGACUGGAUCGCGUUUGACCCUGAGCACUCCCAAGUCUUCGCGCGCGGAGACAAUGGCACGCUCUUUACCUUCGCCACCACCCGCGAUUUGAAGCUCGUCUACUUCGACGGAUGCAGCGCGGACAAGGCCGCGGGUGUCGACGAUACCCAAGACGUGCUCAUCUGGGGACACCUCGGGGACCACUCUACGAAGGGGCCUGGCCGCGGUGAACACCAACGCCUGAUAGACGCCUGCGAUUGGGCUAAGGAAUAUGAUGUUGACGGAUUUGUGAGGAUGGAAAUGGACUUCGAGAUCAUGUACUGCGACUUCACGCAGGGCCUCGAGCUUGUCUCCGCACUGAACAUCAUAAACCCCGGAAGAGGAGGACCUGGACCUGGACGGAGGCCUGGCGGAGAACAACCAUACGGCGGGCAUGGCGGACCUAUGCAUGGCCUGCUAGGUGGACCCGACGGGCCGAUGCAUGGCCCACAAGAUGGACCCAACGGACCCGGUCGUGGCAGUCCCAGCACCGUUCCCAACGGUUGGAAAGGUGGUUUUCCCGUAGUCCACUCUGCAGUAGCGCACGCAGGCAGCUGGCACGGGCCCUUCCCAGGCGACCUGCGCGUGCGCGUCGAGCCGUCGGCCAUGCUGACCUUCUUCGACCCCGCGUUCACGUCGCUCGUCGAAGCGCGGCGCGGGCUGACGCGCCAGCAGUACCGGCUGCAGAACAUCUCGAGCGCGGACGUUGCCCGCGCGCGUGAGGACAUCUCGGACAUGUUCUCGCGCGGACAGUAUGAGCGGAGCGGCGUGGACUGGCGGGGCCUCGCGCAGACGGUGCAGGACCGCUUUGCGGAGAGGCUGCCGUUCCUGCGGUACCUGCUGCACCAGCCGACUCAGAACGCGUCGGCGCAGGCAGAGGCGGUCCGCCAGCAGCUGAUCAUCUCGCUGAUCCCGUACAUACCGCGUGCGGGCGUAGGCGAGUCUACGUGGUUUGCCGAGACCGCGCAUGGCUGCCGGGCGAGCUUCACGUCGCACCUGCCCGUGUCGCGCUUCACAAAGCAGGAGCAUGUCCUACGCAACGCGCUGGAUGAAGUGCUACACGAGAUCUGCCGCGUGCUCACGGGUGCCUGGAGUGGGGCAUUUGACAUCGAGGAAAAGAGCGCGGGCGUAGCGGCGGAGAUGCUGGCGAAGUGGAAGACUGAAGUCGACUCGCUGGUCCAGUGGCUAGACUGGCCGGUGUGGAUGGGCUGUGAGCCCGGCUGUGCCAUCAACGAAUUCUGCUACGUGCCUCAGCCGCACUUCGGACGUAGGCCCGACGAGGAAAUUGACACUACACCGCGAUGCAUAGCGUGGGCUCCAGCGAGCCCGUAAUACUUGCGUUCGACCUUUGUUUUGUCAGCUCUCCUUUUGCGAUGACCUAUGCUUUCUUGAUCCGAGGCUUGCUUACUGGUUGUACAUCAGGUGUGUAUCAUAGGUGUUCGACUGUAUUGGUGCAUUGCCUUCCUGGGUGCUGCGCGUGCUUUAGUGUCAAUACUUGUUCAUC
Messenger RNA from Fomitopsis serialis, 2150 nucleotides. RefSeq lists its product as uncharacterized. Bases 329 to 1978 code for a protein of 549 amino acids. NCBI's taxonomy places the organism in Eukaryota, Fungi, Basidiomycota, Agaricomycetes, Polyporales, Fomitopsidaceae. The record is from RefSeq and is a predicted model, not a curated record. The transcript is spliced from 4 exons.